Molecule: messenger RNA, 1278 nt
Organism: Aspergillus mulundensis
Lineage: Eukaryota; Fungi; Ascomycota; Eurotiomycetes; Eurotiales; Aspergillaceae
Product: alpha-hydroxy acid oxidase
Exons: 3
Coding region: 1-1278 (425 amino acids)
Molecular function (GO): oxidoreductase activity; FMN binding
Source: RefSeq, a predicted model, not a curated record
AUGCACUGCACAGACCUGACCUCCUCCAACUUGUCAUCCGAGGGCGCAGCCUCCAGCUUGAUGAAAGCAGGUUCCAGCAAAGCCAACAUUGCCCGCUCCGAGAACUCGGUAUACCAAGUCGGUACACCUUUAGCAAGAGCCCGAGCCACCAUGGCAGACCCAUCGCCCCCCUCCAGAGAGAUCCUAUCCCUCUCUGACCUCGAAACCAUUGCUUCCCGCAAGCUCCCAAGGCCGGUGUGGGAGUUCUUCUCCUCCGGCGCCACGACCCAAGUAACAGUCAAAGAGAACUCGUCCGCCUUCUCAAAGUACCGCAUUAUCCCGCGCGUCCUGCGCGAUGUCUCGGCACUUGAUACGACGAUCUCAAUGUUUGGCGAGAAGCUCUCCUUCCCGCUCUGCGUCUCCCCGGCGGGCAUCCAAGCCAUGGCUCAUCGCGACGGCGAACUCGCAACCAGCCGCGCCUGUGCGCGCGUAGGCGUGAACAUGGGCGUGUCCUCGUACGCAACCUACAGCGUCGAGGAGAUCGUUGCAGCCGGGCGUUCGGUCGGUAGUAUCAACCACGCGAUACAGCUCUACAGCAUGAACGACCGCUUAAAAGAAGAGGCGAUCAUCCAGCGCGCCGAGAACGCAGGAUGUAAAGCGAUCCUUUUAACAGCCGAUAGCCCGGUCCUCGGCGUACGCUGGAACGAAACACGCAAUGGGUUUAUCCCGCCCGUUGGCCUGGGAUAUCCGAUGCUCGACAGGACCUCAGACGAUAUUCAGGCGCAGAGCCACGGGGACGGAUUCGCGGCGUUUAAUUCGUCGUCGCACUGCUGGGAAACUGAGAUCCCUUGGCUGCGUGAGAGGACGAGGAUGGAGAUCUGGAUUAAGGGCGUGCUUUGUCCUGAGGAUGUGGAGAUGGCGAUUGAGUAUGGCUGCGAUGGGGUUAUUGUCAGUAACCAUGGAGGUCGGCAGUUGGAUGAGACACCUGCCACUGUGGACGUCCUUGCUGCUUGUGCUGCGGCUGCGAAGGGGCGGAUUAGGGUCCAUGUUGAUGGGGGGGUUCGCUCGGGGAAUGAUAUCUUUAAGGCGUUGGCGCUGGGGGCGGAGUGUUGUUGGGUUGGGAGGCCGGUGCUUUGGGGGCUUGCGUACGAUGGCGAGCGCGGAGUCCAGCUUAUGCUUGAGAUUCUGAAGGGCGAGUUCGCGAGAUGCAUGCAGUUGGCUGGGUGUAGGAGUAUUUCUGAUAUCAGCCCUUCGAGUCUGGGGAUUUUCCGUGCUGAUGGGCCUUUGGCGAGGCUGUGA